AUGGCGCCAAAAGACCAGGAAUUUCACAAGACAGGCUCAGGAGCCAAGGUCGUGAAAACACCACAUUGGUCUUUUGGAAAACUUAAGGAUGAGCAGAAGCCAAAUCCUUCCGCCUCGGAGCAGCAGGAUGAACAUUGUGUUCAACCUCCUGAAGAUGGUUCGUGGGAUUCUGGAUAUCAAGAGGGCACAUUCGAGGUACGUCCAGUAGAAAGCGACGGAAAAGAAAGUUCAUCGUCUCGGGAAGACGCCGAAUAUUCAGAUCCGGGAGAUCCCUGGGAAGACUACGAGAACGAGUCUUCUCAAACAAGCGACUCUAGUACGGAAGAAUCCAGGUCCACAAUGUCCGACGAUCAACCGCCCUUUCCAUUCUUGGAACUCCCUCCCGAAGGGGAGGGUGGGACUCAUUCACGGAUUUUGAAUCCAGACCUAGGGAUCUCUCGAUCUUUAGGGCUAAUAGGCAAAUCUGGAGAGAAGCGUUUCGUGAACUUCAAAAGAUUUAUAAGACUGAAGGUCGAUGGUUGGUAG
This is a messenger RNA of Bacidia gigantensis, 525 nucleotides long. RefSeq lists its product as uncharacterized. NCBI's taxonomy places the organism in Eukaryota, Fungi, Ascomycota, Lecanoromycetes, Lecanorales, Ramalinaceae. The record is from RefSeq and is a predicted model, not a curated record. The transcript has 2 exons. The coding region runs from base 1 to 525 and encodes 174 amino acids.